Messenger RNA from Mobula hypostoma (lesser devil ray), 1789 nucleotides. Its product is annotated as polyubiquitin-B. Gene Ontology annotation, biological process: modification-dependent protein catabolic process; protein ubiquitination. Lineage: Eukaryota; Metazoa; Chordata; Chondrichthyes; Myliobatiformes; Myliobatidae. The record is from RefSeq and is a predicted model, not a curated record. Bases 156 to 1304 code for a protein of 382 amino acids. The transcript is spliced from 2 exons. Gene Ontology annotation, cellular component: nucleus; cytoplasm. Gene Ontology annotation, molecular function: RNA binding; protein tag activity; ubiquitin protein ligase binding.
GAUGCCGCUGUCUGUGGUAGUAGUGCGCUGCAAGUAGUUCCGGACGGAGGGCGCGAACGCUAUAAAAGGCGCGACGCAGGGCUCAGCGGCCAUUGACGGACGGGGAGCGGUUACGGAUUUUUCUGUCGAUUCGAACACCCAUUUGCCGUACUAGCAUGCAGAUCUUUGUGAAAACCCUGACUGGCAAGACCAUCACUCUUGAGGUGGAGCCCAGUGACACAAUCGAGAAUGUCAAGGCCAAAAUACAGGAUAAAGAAGGGAUCCCACCUGAUCAGCAGCGUUUGAUCUUUGCUGGUAAACAGCUGGAAGAAGGGCGCACACUCUCUGACUACAACAUCCAGAAGGAGUCAACCCUGCACUUGGUGCUGCGUCUGAGAGGUGGCAUGCAGAUCUUUGUGAAGACCCUGACUGGCAAGACCAUCACUCUUGAGGUGGAGCCCAGUGACACAAUCGAGAAUGUCAAAGCCAAGAUUCAGGAUAAGGAGGGGAUCCCACCAGACCAACAGCGUUUGAUCUUUGCAGGCAAGCAACUGGAAGAUGGCCGUACCCUGUCUGACUACAACAUCCAGAAAGAAUCCACUCUGCACUUGGUGCUGCGUCUGAGGGGUGGCAUGCAGAUCUUUGUGAAGACCCUGACUGGCAAGACCAUCACUCUUGAAGUGGAGCCCAGUGACACCAUUGAAAAUGUCAAGGCCAAGAUUCAGGAUAAGGAGGGGAUCCCACCAGACCAACAGCGUUUGAUCUUCGCAGGCAAGCAACUGGAAGAUGGCCGUACCCUGUCUGACUACAAUAUCCAAAAGGAGUCGACCCUGCACUUGGUGCUGCGUCUGAGAGGUGGCAUGCAGAUCUUUGUGAAGACCUUGACAGGCAAAACAAUCACCCUUGAAGUGGAGCCCAGUGACACCAUUGAAAAUGUCAAGGCCAAGAUUCAGGAUAAGGAGGGGAUCCCACCAGACCAACAGCGUUUGAUCUUCGCAGGCAAGCAACUGGAAGAUGGCCGCACCCUGUCAGACUACAACAUCCAGAAAGAAUCUACUCUGCACUUAGUUCUUCGUUUGAGAGGUGGCAUGCAGAUCUUUGUGAAGACCCUGACAGGCAAAACAAUCACUCUUGAAGUGGAGCCCAGUGACACAAUUGAGAAUGUCAAAGCCAAGAUUCAGGAUAAGGAGGGGAUCCCACCUGAUCAACAGCGUUUGAUCUUUGCAGGCAAGCAACUGGAAGAUGGCCGUACCCUGUCUGACUACAACAUCCAGAAAGAAUCAACCCUGCACUUGGUGCUGCGUCUGAGGGGGGGCAAUUGUUAAACUGUUGUAAUUGGCUUUCCUUUUCUUUGUGGGUAGUGUUCUUGCCUCUAGCUUAAAUUUUUGAUUUGUGUCUUCCCAUGUCAUUCAAAAUAAAAUUGUUGCAAGCUUAUUGUAUGGUCACAUGUUCUUUGAAUCUUAAGAUAAUUAACAAAUGGAAGUGGGAUUGUAGUAAACUAACAAAACUUGAUUGUUUUGUAUGCCUUAAUGCAGCCAUCAUUGAAUUAAGAUUACAGUGGGAAGGUUGUAAGCAAGGGUGCUGUUUGAUGCCCAAUGCUCAAAGAUUUGAAGAGUUGCAAAUGAUUAAUUGUUCUGUCAUUGCAGUAGUAACAACCUGAUGGAUGUAAAUUUUCAGAUUACAGAUUCAGAGCAUGCGUUAGUUGGCUAGAAGCAAAUAAAGUUCAGACAAUCCUGUGAAAUAUUUCAUCUUUGAACUCCAAUGGAAAAACCUGCACCUGAUAAAUAAAAGCUGCAUAAUUCACAUGUAA